Sphenostylis stenocarpa is the source of this 1290-nucleotide messenger RNA. Lineage: Eukaryota; Viridiplantae; Streptophyta; Magnoliopsida; Fabales; Fabaceae. The record is from the annotation of a GenBank genome assembly.
AUGGCAUUGUCUGUGAUAAGAACAAAAGGAGGCCUAGUUAAGCCAGCCGAGGAUACUCCCUUGAUCACACUAGAUUUAUCAGUGAUUGAUAGGUUACCUGUUCUAAGAUGCAAUGCUAAAACCUUGCACGUCUUCAAACACGGUCCUGAAGCAACAAGGGUCAUAAGAGAGGCUCUCGCCAAGGCACUGGUUCCAUAUUACCCCCUUGCGGGAAGACUCAAAGAAUCGCAACUAGGGUGCCUUCAAAUUGAGUGCUCAGGUGAUGGUGUGUGGUAUGUUGAGGCAUCUUCUGAUUGCACCCUUCAUUCUCUCAACUUCUUUGAGGAUGUUCAGUCCAUUCCGUAUGAUGAUCUUCUUCCUCAUGCUAUUCCUGAGAGCCAAGGCAUCGACCCCCUCGUGCAAAUGCAGGUGACACAAUUUGGUUGCGGGGGUUUCGUGAUAGGCCUCAUAUUCUGCCACAGCAUAUGCGAUGGUCUUGGUGCUGCACAGUUUCUAAACGCAGUAGGGGAAAUAGCUAGGGGUCUAGAGAAACCCAGCAUUGAACCAGUGUGGCAGAGGAACUUCUUUCCAUCUCCUCAAACCCCCCAAGAACCUGCAUUGCCACCAAUACCACCCCCUCCACCUCAAAUGCCAGAAUAUAAACUAGAGCAUGCCAACAUAGACAUGCCCAUGCAUGAAAUCAACCGUCUGAAGAGAGAAUUUGAACAAGUGACUGGGCUGAAAUGUUCAGCCUUCGAGAUUGUAGCAGCAGCGUGUUGGACCACUCGAACAAGGGCCAUUGAAUUGGAGCCCAAUGCGGAACUGAAGUUGGUGUUCUUUGCAAAUUGCCGUCAACUAGUGGAUCCUGCUCUGCCCAACGGUUUCUAUGGCAAUUGUUUCUUCCCAGUGACGAUCACGGCUUCGUGUGAGUCACUUAGAAAUGCAUCAACGGUUGGUGUGGUGAAGCUGAUACAAGAAGCGAAGGCCAAGUUAAGCGUGGAAUUUGACAAGUUCUGGAAGGGUGAGCAUUUGAAAAAUGGGGAAGACCCUUUUGCGCCUCCACUAACCUACACCACUUUGUUCGUAUCUGAGUGGGGGAGGCUGGGAUUCAACCACGUGGACUACCAGUGGGGCCCACCCGUCCACGUGGUUCCCAUACAAGGAUCUACCAUCAUACCAGUGGCCAUUGUGGGGUCCAUGCCUCUUCCCAACAAAGGGAUCCGUUUGAUGACGUGGUGCGUGGAGGACGCACAUCGCCUUUCUUUCCUUCAUCACAUGCAUGGUGUCGUGAAUCAGAAACUGAACCUGUAA